AUGGGCUGGAAGCGCCGCUGCUGCUGGGGAGGCGGAGGCGGCGGGGACCUUCUCUGCCGGCUCACCCUGCUGCUGGGGUUCCUGCUGCCCGCCUGCAGGACGCGCCUGUACACCAACCACUGGGCUGUGCGGAUAAUUGGAACACUGAAGGAUUACUACCACUUCUACCAUAGUAAAACAAUUAAAAGGUCAGUUCUCUCAAGUAGAGGUAUCCACAGCUUCAUUUCAAUGGAACCAAAGGUGGAGUGGAUACAACAGCAGGUGGUUAAAAGAAGGAUAAAGAGGGAUUAUAAACCUGGUGGUACCCAAUCCACUUAUUUCAAUGAUCCCAAGUGGCCAAGCAUGUGGUACAUGCACUGCAGUGAUAACACCCACCAUUGCCAAUCAGAUAUGAAUAUAGUAGGUGCUUGGAAGAGAGGUUACACUGGAAAAAACGUUGUGGUCACCAUCCUGGAUGAUGGCAUUGAAAGAAACCAUCCAGACUUGAUGCAGAAUUAUGAUUCGCAGGCCAGUUUUGAUGUCAAUGGAAAUGAUUUUGACCCUAUGCCUCGAUAUGAUGCCAGCAACGAGAACAAGCAUGGAACCCGUUGUGCUGGAGAAGUGGCAGCCACGGCAAACAACUCACACUGCACAGUAGGAAUCGCCUUUAAUGCCAAGAUUGGAGGUGUACGAAUGCUGGAUGGAGAUGUGACAGACAUGGUAGAAGCAAAGUCUUUAAGCCUUAAUCCCCAGCACAUCCACAUCUACAGUGCCAGCUGGGGGCCUGAUGACGACGGUAAGACUGUGGAUGGACCUGCUUCCCUAGCGCGUCAGGCCUUUGAGAACGGCAUCAGAAUGGGACGAAGAGGCUUAGGCUCAGUCUUUGUUUGGGCAUCUGGAAAUGGUGGAAGAAGUCGAGACCACUGCUCCUGUGAUGGCUAUACCAAUAGCAUCUACACUAUCUCCAUAAGCAGCACAGCUGAAAGUGGGAAGAAGCCGUGGUAUCUGGAAGAAUGUGCAUCCACACUGGCUACAACAUACAGCAGCGGAGAAUCCUAUGACAGAAAAAUAAUCACCACAGACCUGAGGCAGCGUUGCACAGACAGCCAUACUGGAACCUCAGCCUCUGCACCUAUGGCUGCAGGCAUCAUUGCGCUGGCACUGGAAGCAAACCCAUUUCUGACCUGGAGGGACAUACAGCAUAUUAUUGUCAGGACUUCACGUGCAGGACAUCUGAAUGCUAAUGACUGGAAAACCAAUGCAGCUGGUUAUAAGGUGAGCCAUCUCUAUGGAUUCGGACUGAUGGAUGCUGAAGCAAUGGUGAUAGAAGCAGAAAAGUGGACAACAGUCCCUCCACAGCACGUGUGUGUGGAGAACACGGAUCGGCAAAUCAAAACCAUUCGACCUGACAGCGUUGUCCGUUCGAUUUACAAAGCCACUGGCUGUUCAGAUAAUCCUAACCACCAUGUGAUCUACUUGGAGCAUGUCGUUGUGCGCAUCACUAUUACUCACCCUCGACGUGGAGACUUGGCAAUUUACCUAACCUCUCCUUCUGGAACUAGGUCACAGCUCUUGGCCAACAGGCUAUUUGAUCAUUCCAUGGAAGGAUUCAAAAACUGGGAGUUUAUGACUACUCACUGCUGGAGUGAAAAAGCAGCGGGUGACUGGAUCUUGGAAAUCUGUGACACUCCAUCUCAGCUGAGAAAUUUCAAGACUCCAGGCAAAUUGAAAGAGUGGUCUUUAGUCCUGUAUGGAACAUCCAUCCAGCCUUACUCACCAAGAAAUGAUUUUCCAAAAGUGGAAAGAGUCCGCUCUAGUCCAGUUGAAGAGCCUACAGAAGAUUAUGGAACAGAUGACUAUUCGGGUCCCUGCAAUGCAGAAUGCAGUAAAGUAGGGUGUGAUGGGCCAGGACCAGAUCAUUGUACUGACUGUCUGCACUACUACUACAAAUCGAAGAACAACACACGGAUCUGUGUUUCGACCUGCCCACCUGGUCACUACAAUGCAGACAAGAAACGCUGUAAAAAAUGCUCACCCAAUUGUGAAACCUGUGUUGGAGGCCAUAGUGACCAGUGCAUGACCUGUAAAUCUGGCUACUACCUGAAUGAAGUAACCAAUAGCUGUAUAACCAACUGCCCUGAUGGGUUUUACCUGGAUAAGAAUAAGAUUGUUUGCCGAAAAUGUAGUGAAAACUGUAAGACAUGUGUUGAAUUCCAAAUCUGCACAGAAUGCAAACAUGGCCUAAGUUUGCAUGGCACUAAAUGUGCUAUCCGCUGUGAAGAAGGAAAAUACCAUAAUGGUAGAGAAUGUGAACCAUGUCACCGUUCCUGUGCAACAUGUGCAGGUGCUGGAGUAGAUGCCUGCAUAAACUGCACACAGGGUUAUUUUAUGGAGGAUGGAAGAUGUGUACAGUCCUGUAGCAGUGGUUAUUACCUUGAUCACUCUACUGAAAGUGGAUACAAAAGCUGCAAAAGAUGCGAUGCCAGCUGUUUGGAUUGCAGUGGUCAAGGAGACAGAAACUGCACAAGCUGUCCAAGCGGCUAUAACCUAGACACUGGUGUCUGUGUAGUGGGAACAGUCUGCAAGGAUGGGGAAUAUCUCGAUGAUUCCCAAAAAUGUCAGCUGUGUGAAGCAUCCUGUCAGAAGUGCAUUGGACCUGAGCCAGAUAACUGCAUCAGCUGCCUGCCCACAAGAGUCUUUGAUGAUGGUUGCUGUGUUAUGCAAUGCCCCAGAGGAAAGUUUGAAUUCAAAGGACAAUGUCAUUUGUGCCAUCAUACCUGCCUGGACUGCAGCGGAAGUGAACCUAACAAAUGCACCGCUUGUGGAACAGACAGAAGAGGGCUCGAACGUUUCCUGUAUCACGGGGAGUGCAGAGAGAGCUGUCCUCCAGGUCACUACCACUCAGAGCACGCCUGUGCAGCUUGCUCUGGCCACUGCGAGGUGUGCCUGAACUCCAGCCACUGCAAAAGGUGUUUCAGAGGCUACUACCUUACUCAAAACAUAUGUCAGAAGCACAGCUGUAGAGAAGGUGAAGUGGAAGAUCUUGACUCUGAAGACUGCAUACCUUGUUCAGAGGGAUGCCAGAACUGCAAACUGGAUGACCCAAGAAUCUGUACAACAUGCAUUCAGAACUACUAUAUGUAUAAGCAGCAUUGCUAUAAAUACUGCCCAGAAAAUACCUAUAGAGAUGAAGCUUCUCUGCAGUGUAGAGAGUGCCCUAGCAACUGUGAUAGCUGUGACCAGAAUGAGUGUGACUCAUGUAAGGAAGGCUUUUAUCUCUCAGGUGGCAUGUGUGUGAGUGAGUGUGGAGAAGGCUUCUUCACUGAUGACAUCUCUAGAGAAUGUGAACCUUGCCAUAGGAGCUGUGCAACAUGUGUGGGGUACAGCUACAAGAACUGUACUGGAUGCAAAAACAGUUUCCAGCUAUCUUAUGGACAGUGCCUGAAUCCAAGAAAUUCUCCACCCUAUGGGAAGUUCUGGAGUGAUGCAGUAAAAAUAUUGCAGUCCUGUGAUCCUUCCUGCAGGACCUGUGAGAAAUCUGCUGACAUAUGUACUUCAUGUCCAGAAGGAAAAUUUCUUACCCAUCACACCUGUGUUACUCUGUGCCCUCAAAAAACUUUUGGCAAUGUUGCAAGUGGGAAGUGUGAGAUGUGCAUGGAUGGCUGUGAGGUGUGCUCCGACCACUGGGGAUAUUUUAAUGAUUCUGAGACUUGCAAGGAAUGCAGUGGACCCUGUAAGACAUGCAUAGGAAGUGCAAUCAAAUGCCUGUCCUGUCAAAGUCCUUUGCUUCUCGAGCACUGGGAAUGUAAAGCUACCUGUUCAGAGAAGCAUUUUGCCUCUGAAGGAAUCUGCAAACACUGCCCUGAAAUGUGUCAGGAAUGCAUUCACAAUCAAACAUGCAAAGAGUGCAUGGAUGAGUUCUUCCUGCACGAGGGGAAGUGCGUGCAGGACUGCCCUUCUCACUUCUAUGCUGAAGACAAGCACUGCUUUCCCUGCCACGUAGACUGCAAGGACUGUGACGGGCCGGACUCAGACGACUGCACUGAGUGUGCCAUCGACGACUUUGUCCUCUACAGUGGCACCUGUUUUGAAGAGUGCCCUGAAGGGACUUACUAUGAAGCAGCCACUGAAGACUGUCAAGCAUGCAAUAGGACAUGCCAGAGUUGUUCUUCUUCCACUGCCUGCCUCACUUGCAGAAAUGGCCUGAUGCUGAACGAUGAUGGGCACUGUGUGGCAUCUGGAUACUGCUCUCACACUGAGUACUACGUUGAGAAAACUCAGACCUGCCACCUUUGUCAUAAGGCAUGCUUCCAUUGCUCAGGACCCACUGAACACCAGUGUCUCAGCUGUGUGAAUAACCGCUAUCUUCUCAAUACAACAUGUGUUGAAACAUGCCCAGAUGGGUAUUAUGUUGACAGCAACGAGCAACAAUGUUCCCCAUGCCACAGCGCCUGUACCACUUGCACUGGAAAACACAGCUCGCAGUGCCUUUCCUGCAAACCGGGCUGGUACAGGCAAGGAAAAGGAUGCAUAAACCAGUGUCCAUCAGGGUAUUUUGCACAAAAUUCCACUGGAUCGUGUGAGAGAUGCCACAAGGGCUGUAAGGAGUGUAUGGGGCCUCUACCCACAGACUGCCUUUUCUGUGAUACGUAUUUCUACCUGUUGCGCUCCAAGAACAAAUGUGUUAGCUCUUGUCCCGAGUAUUACUACGAAAGCAAGGACAACAACGUCUGUGAAAGAUGCCACCCUUCCUGCCGAACUUGUGAAGGGAAGGGAGCGUUCAGCUGCACAUCUUGUGUAUGGAGCUACAGUUUACUGGGUGGAAUGUGCAACUCAGACUGCUUUGUAGGUGAAUACAAAGUCCAGGAGACACCAGGACAAGAGCCCACGUGUGAGAGAUGCGACAGCUCAUGCACGGAGUGCAAGGGACCUGGGCCUCUCAACUGCACGAUCUGCCCAGCCGGCGCGCAGCUCUACCUGGAGGAAAGCCGCUGCCUGCCCUGCUGCAGCGAGUCCGACCCGGCAGGCACCCCGGAGUGCUGUGACUGCAGCGAAACACAAGAUGACUGUGUAUUACGGACCACUCUACCACCCAAGAGCAAAAGCAAAACUACUUUCUUUGUUAUCACCUGCAUUUUGCUCCUCCUUGUCAUUGGAGCCAUUGUAUUCGUCUGGAGAAAGUCACGAGCCAAAACCCAGGCUGUCAAUAGAGGUGGGUAUGAGAAGCUGACAAAUCACUCCAAACCCUUUCCUUCCUACGUGAGCAACUACCAUGACAGUCCCAGUUACCAGGAAGAUCAAGUGAUUGAGUAUAGAGAUCAAGAUAAUGAAGACGAUGAUGAAGAUGACAUUGUAUAUAUGGGCCAGGAUGGCACAAUCUAUCGCAAAUUUAGAUACGGACUUUUGGAAGAUGACGAGGAAGAUGAGCUAGAAUACGAUGAUGAAAGUUAUUCAUUUAGAUAA
This is a messenger RNA of Egretta garzetta (little egret), 5442 nucleotides long. It is a transcript of the gene PCSK5, whose product is annotated as proprotein convertase subtilisin/kexin type 5. The record is from RefSeq and is a predicted model, not a curated record. NCBI's taxonomy places the organism in Eukaryota, Metazoa, Chordata, Aves, Pelecaniformes, Ardeidae. The coding region runs from base 1 to 5442 and encodes 1813 amino acids. Gene Ontology annotation, biological process: peptide hormone processing. Gene Ontology annotation, cellular component: Golgi membrane; trans-Golgi network. Gene Ontology annotation, molecular function: serine-type endopeptidase activity. The transcript is spliced from 37 exons.